AUGGCUCGAAAGGAAAAGAUGUCUGGUACUGUGGUUGGUGGUUCAGAAGUGUGGCUGGUUGAAAAGUGGGAUUGUUUCCCAUCAGUUGAUGGGGGAGGGGUGGAUUGUUCGUUGGCAGCCUUUGGUUGUGACGUUGUUAGAUACUCUGUCGCAAUUGGAGGAUCUAUACUAGGCUGUACUUUCAGAUUUCCUUGUACUACUUCAUUGGUAGAAUGUCGUGUGAAGUUUCCUAUCAUUGAGAUCUUAGUAGUAGCAGAAUUGACGCUUGGGGAAGGUUUGCCACCACCGGAGGAGCUCCGUUUCCCUCUCCGACGAGACGUGUUCAAAGACUUGCCUCAAGGGAGAGAACUAUUUUUUACAACCUCAACUGAGCUAUUAGACUGUAGAGGCAUCACUUACGAUGUCUUGACUUCUAUUAUGCGUUCAAACUCUAGUCUCACCGCUGCAACGGCUACCGAUCGGGAUUCUUACAUUGGCCUUUGGGAUGAUUGCAUUAAUAGGAUCAUAUCCAAGUUUUGUUCCAUCGAAAUGGUAUUCGUACGGAAAUCUUCAUCGUCUCUCGCGGAGACCGUACAAGAUCAAUGGCCUAAUGUUACUGCUUUUUUAAGGAAUUUUUGCUUGUGGAGAGGAGAGGAAACUGAUCAGUUAAGAGAAGGUCAAUUAGAUCCGUCCUCUUCUAUUGUAGAGAAAUUCCUUUGGAGUUACAUGGACCUUCCUUACGUGUUAGGUUACUAUGCCGUUGGAUUUGUUGUUACUUUCUGUGCGUUAAGUCGAGCACAGGACCGUAUCAUCCGAACGGAUCUUUACACAGUGGAUCUAUCAGCACCAGUGGAAAGAUUAAAAGCUUUAGUCCCAUUUGGGGAAUGGAAGAAAAUUGUAGUGAUAUAUGAUUUUCUCGAUCACAGAAUCCCACACGCAGAAUUCGUGGUUAAGGCAUCGGAAAAAGAUCUCGCAUUGGUAUUCAAGCCUAGAGAUUGCAAAAUGAAGCCUAUUAAUUGUGAUGAAUUAAUAGAAGCAUUGAAACAGAUCACAAAAGCGUUAGUUGCACUACAUGAUCUGUCAUUUAUGCACAGGGAUUUGGGAUGGGAUUAUAAGGUCAUGAGGAGGGAGAACGAAUGGUUCAUUACUGGAUUCGAUGAAGCUGUGACUGCACCUCAGCUAUAUCCUCACGGCGAAAAAAAGGAGCAGCAGCAGCGCCGGAAAUGGGAAGGAAUUAUCACGGAGUGA
Molecule: messenger RNA, 1227 nt
Organism: Solanum tuberosum (potato)
Lineage: Eukaryota; Viridiplantae; Streptophyta; Magnoliopsida; Solanales; Solanaceae
Exons: 4
Coding region: 1-1227 (408 amino acids)
Source: RefSeq, a predicted model, not a curated record